AUUAUAAAUUCCCAUGUGAUAUUCUGUUAAUGUAGUUGCGAUAAGCAGAAUCUGGCAGAACCCAAAAUGGCCACUUCUUCACAACCAAGCUUGUUGAGCUACCAUAUUUGCUGCUCUUCUAACUCUAAUUCUUACUCAAACCCCAUCACUCAUUUUUCAUCAUCAAUUUCUCUCUCUACUUUUCAUGGAUUCUGCACAAAUCGACUGCCCAGAAAUCAUUCCCUUAUUCUAACUAAAACUCAUGCCAAAUUUGACAAAUUUGAGGGUAGUGAGGACAGCCCACUACAACUGCAACAGCAACAACAACAAGAACAAUUUGUUUCUCAAGAAGUGAAACAAGAUGAUGAUGAUUGCUUGCCUUCUGACUUGGAGGGUGCAGUUCGACAAUCAAGUCUAGCUACUGCUUCGUUCGUGGAUGCUGGAGGAACAAGAGCCAUUGUUGAGCUUUUAAUACCUCAGUUGCAAUUUUUGGAUGAUGAAGGUGCGCAAGCUGAACUAUGGGAACUAUCAAGGAUUUUCUUAGACACGCUUAUGGAGGAAACAGGAUGUCAGAAAGUCAAAGCGAUAUUUCCAGACACCGGGGCUGCUGCACUUCUGAAGUAUCAGUGGAAAGAUGCUUCUUUUGGAUUCUCUAGCUUAAGUGAUAGGAAGCCUGUAGAGGAUGAAGAUGAGAUUGUUGUAAUGGUGGUUCCUGACUAUCAGAUGCUGGAAUAUGUUCAGAAAAUUGCUACUCUUCUCUCAGAUGACCCGCCAAGGCCUCUCAUCAUGUGGAAUCCACGUCUUAUCAGUGAAGAUGUUGGAGUUGGGCUCAAUGUUCGGAAGUUAAGACGCUCCUUCAUGAGCACUUUUUCCGUGGUUUAUUCAAUGAGACCUUUUCAAGCUGGUGCAGUGUUCAGGUGUUAUCCUGGAUUAUGGAAGGUGUUUUAUGAUAAUAAGGACAGGCCAGGCAGGUAUCUGCUUGCAAAAGAACUAAUAAGUCGUCCUGAUUCCGGAGAACUAGAGUUUAUUUUCGGAGAUGUACAAGAGAAGGCAGAAGAAGGAGGGCCAUCCUUCUUUGCUAGAGCAGCAGGCAUAUUCUCCUCCUUAAAUAGAUUCAUGAGAGUAAUAUCAAAAUAACUAUCAUGUAAAAGGCGCAGGAAGUCCACUGCAUCCGCACAUUUCUAUACCCCUGUGUAAUCAAAUUGACAGCUGAUACCGGACCUGAGAAAAGUUUGCUAAUUCCGCUGGAUCAGCACAUUCCUUUCAAUACCUCUAUGUAAUCAAAUUGACAGCUGAUACCGUACACGACAAAAGCUUGUUAUAUGACCUUGAUUGAAUCUUUAGCAUAAAAUAUUCAGUGUACAUUGAACAAGAUUCAAAAUAUGGCAUGUAUACAGACAUUCCAAAUUCCACUGGAUCA
Molecule: messenger RNA, 1399 nt
Organism: Beta vulgaris subsp. vulgaris (sugar beet)
Lineage: Eukaryota; Viridiplantae; Streptophyta; Magnoliopsida; Caryophyllales; Amaranthaceae
Exons: 9
Coding region: 67-1116 (349 amino acids)
Source: RefSeq, a predicted model, not a curated record